AUGGGGCAGCAGCCGUCUUUGAAUUUUGCACUGCGCCAGCACAUUUAUAACCGGGACAACGAAGGCCUUACGGAGUUUCUCCGUUCCCACGAAGGAGAGCUCAGUGAGGCUUGCAUGGAUGAAGCCAUCUACGUUGAGCUUAUUGGGCGGCAGUGGGACUCUGACACAAUUCACCGUUUUGCCAAGUUCGCCAACGACAAGCAGCUGGCGGUGCUUAUAGCCACCGCCAUACUUCAGAGUCAUGUGGUGCCGCUUGCCCCUCUCUUCGGGCUGAUGCGGGAUCGCGAGCGGACCAUUGAGCAGUGUCAUCUCAAACACCUCUUUUUGAUUGCCUGCGAGCGGGAGAACGUGGACGCCGUGCGUGCCUUCAUCGCCAAUAGAUGCUUUGACCCGUCGGAUCGACGUCCUGUUCGGGCUGUGUUGCGUGCACAACUGAGUAAGUCGGUUGUGAAUGAGGAGCUGGUGAAACUGGUUCUGGCGGCACAUCCGCUGCAGACAGACAACGUUGAAUACAUCCGCAAUAAUUGCCUUGCUGCCGCCAAAAGUGACCAAGUUCGCAAGGCUGUGGAUGAUUUCCUAUUCAACUACAUACCUUGA
Trypanosoma conorhini is the source of this 597-nucleotide messenger RNA. RefSeq lists its product as uncharacterized. NCBI's taxonomy places the organism in Eukaryota, Euglenozoa, Kinetoplastea, Trypanosomatida, Trypanosomatidae. Bases 1 to 597 code for a protein of 198 amino acids. The record is from RefSeq and is a predicted model, not a curated record. The transcript has a single exon.